Messenger RNA from Nycticebus coucang (slow loris), 3546 nucleotides. RefSeq names its product FLT3 interacting zinc finger 1 (gene FIZ1). Gene Ontology annotation, molecular function: RNA polymerase II transcription regulatory region sequence-specific DNA binding; DNA-binding transcription factor activity, RNA polymerase II-specific. The coding region runs from base 779 to 2476 and encodes 565 amino acids. The transcript is spliced from 3 exons. Lineage: Eukaryota; Metazoa; Chordata; Mammalia; Primates; Lorisidae. Gene Ontology annotation, cellular component: nucleus. The record is from RefSeq and is a predicted model, not a curated record. Gene Ontology annotation, biological process: regulation of transcription by RNA polymerase II.
AAGAGGAAAGCUACUGACUUCCCUGGCUUCCCGAAGCCGCCCCAGGUCUCCAGGACCUCCGCUCCCUAAGAGCGAGGUGGACUAGUCUGGCCCCAGGGCUCGCCCGACCUGCCCCCGCCUCAGGCGCCAGGGGCCGCACCUUUUAGGCUCAGGGGGAGGGGCACAAAAGGCCGGCUCUUGGGGCCCGGGUCUUGAAGCUGACUGGGGAUGUGGGGGGGCAACUCUGUAAGCUGUAAGGUGGGGAAGGAGGCGGGGUUUAGUGGCAGUUGGUGUGGGGCAAGGGCUGGGAGGAGCCUUAUUUGGGCGGGGCUUAAGGUGGAAAUGGGAGGAGCUUAGUAGAAAGUCUGUUGGUAGAAAGGGGAGGAGCUUGGACAAGGGUGAGGCUUUAAAGGGGCGUGGCUCUAGUAGUGGAGGGCUCUAGAUUGAAGAGUGCAAGGAACCUCAUUAAGGCUUAGUGGGGAACUGGGGCUCAGGAAACAGGCUGGAGAAACUUAGAAGUUUGGGUGUGGCUUAGAGAAAGUGGGUGGGCAUAGUGAGGGCGUGGGGAUUAGUGUGUAAUUCUCUGGGCUUUAGUGAAACUAUCAGAUUUUUAUUAUGAAGGCUUGGAGGGCUGGGGAGGGACUUGGUAAAGAGCCAAGAAAGAUCUGAGAAGAUGACACCAGUCGAGUGGAGGGGGGUCUUGGAAAGGAUGGGGCUUUUUUCUAGGAACAAUUGAGUGGGGCUUGGAGGUGGGUCUUAGCGGAGCAGAGGGGGGCUUAGAGAAGUCAACUUGGAAAAUAUGGUGCGACUAAAAGACGAAACCAGGAAGAACUUAAAGGAUAGUAGUGGUCAGAACAGCCUCCCUGUGGAGGCUUUGUUGUGCACUGGCUUAAGUAACCACAUAGCACACUCUGCCACCAUUUUGCUUAAACUUCACUACCACUCUAUGAGAAAGAACCCCCCUACUACAUUCCCUGCCACCAUGGAUGACGCCCUGCUGCCAGCUCCCACGGCCCCCGCCCCGACCCCAGCACCAGCACCGCCCGCAGCCACUGCCCCCCGAGUCCCAUUUCACUGCAGUGAGUGUGGCAAGAGCUUCCGCUACCGCUCAGACCUGCGGCGUCACUUCGCCAGGCACACGGCGCUCAAACCCCACGCGUGUCCACGCUGCGGCAAGGGCUUCAAGCAUAGCUUCAACCUGGCCAACCACCUGCGCUCCCACACAGGUGAGCGGCCCUACCGCUGCUCUGCCUGCCCCAAGGGGUUCCGCGACUCCACCGGCCUGCUGCACCACCAGGUCGUCCACACUGGUGAGAAGCCCUACUGCUGCCUGGUCUGUGAGCUCCGCUUCUCCUCGCGCUCCAGCCUUGGCCGACACCUCAAGCGCCAGCAUCGAGGGGUGCUCCCAUCUCCGCUGCAGCCUGGCCCGGGGCUGCCCGCCUUGAGCGCACCCUGCUCCGUCUGCUGCAAUGUGGGCCCCUGCUCGGUGUGCGGGGGUGCUGGGGCCAGCGGUGGAGAGGGUCCAGAGGGGGCGGGCACGGGCCCAGGCAGCUGGGGUCUGGCGGAGGCGGCAGCUGCAGCAGCGGCCUCUUUGCCUCCAUUUGCGUGCGGUGCCUGUGCACGGCGGUUCGACCAUGGCCGCGAGCUGGCAGCCCAUUGGGCUGCGCACACAGACGUGAAGCCCUUCAAGUGCCCACGCUGCGAGCGUGACUUCAACGCGCCCGCGCUGCUGGAGCGGCACAAGCUAACACAUGACCUGCAGGGUGCUGGCGUGCCCGCCUCGCAGGCCUGGGCCCCAGGGGCAGGCGCUGGGCAAGAGAAGAUCUGCGAGGCGGGUGCCGUGAAGGAGGCGGGCGACGCGCCACCAGCUUGGGACGGCGUGCUGCUCCUGGGCCCCGCGGGGGGCGGUGUGCCCGAACUGGGGGGGCUGCUCCCCGAGGGUGGCGGUGAGGCCCCUGCGCCAGCGGCAGCAGCCGAGCCGUCGGAAGACACCCUAUAUCAGUGCGACUGCGGGACCUUCUUCGCGUCGGCUGCGGCCCUGGCCAGCCACCUGGAGGCGCACUCGGGCCCGGCCACCUACGGCUGCGGGCACUGCGGGGCGCUGUACGGGGCUCUGGCCGCCCUGGAGGAGCAUCGACGGGUAAGCCACGGCGAGGGCGGCGGUGCGGAGGUGGCGGCAGCGGCCCCAGAACGCGAGCAGUUGUCCCGGGAGCCUGCUGCGGGCUCAGGCCGCGGCAAGAAGAUCUUCGGCUGCUCUGAAUGUGAGAAGCUGUUCCGCUCGCCACGUGACCUGGAGCGGCACGUGCUCGUGCACACGGGCGAGAAGCCGUUCCCGUGCCUGGAGUGCGGCAAGUUCUUCCGCCACGAGUGCUACCUCAAGCGCCACCGGCUGCUGCAUGGCACCGAGCGGCCCUUCCCCUGCCACAUUUGUGGCAAGGGCUUCAUCACCCUCAGCAACCUCUCCCGGCACCUGAAGCUGCACCGGGGCAUGGACUGACACCGCGGGGCUGUGUCCUGACCUCCACUCCAUGUCCGGACUCGGGACAUGGGCCAGGGGACCCCAGCCCUCCAAAUCCAGACACAGGCCCUGGAAGGAGAGGAUCCUGGCUGGAGAGAAGGAGGUCGCCAAAUAUCCACGCAGGCCCCUGAGCUGGGGGACCACAAGCAAAAGCAGAGACUCUUCAGCUGGGGGGUGGGGAAUCCAAGGAUAUAACGUUGGGGGCCCCAAAUCUAGGGAGAGACUUCUGGAGCCUGGGGCCCCUAGAAUAGCAGGGCAACCCUAAAUCAAUAGGUCCCUAAGACGCUGGGACCUAGGAAUGAGAAAUGUGUCUAAAUGUGUCUCCACAAGUACCUCUCAUCUUGAGGGCCCAAGUAAUAAAUGAUGAGCACCCCUCCCCAAAGGGAAGACUGCUCACUCCCGAGAGCCAUCAUUCCCAAUGACCUUGAUCUGGAGAAUGUGGAGGGACCAUGUUCCUGAAUUUUCCUAGGUUCUCUCCAAGUGUUACUCACCAGUCACUGGUGCCCCCCAGAAAAUGGAUAUAGCCAAUAUCUGCCUUUCCUCCAUUUCAUUCCCUAUGCUGAAAGAGGACCAGGGUAGAUACCCCAUAACUACCCCCCAAAUUAGGUCUCCCUCCCCACUGCAGAAUAGAUCGACCCUAACGAUCUUCCCCACCCUCAAACUCUAGAAUAGACUGGUCUGAAAUCCCCCUGCCCAGUAGGAUGGACUGAUCCACAUGCACACACCCCUGUCCACAUGGAAUGGGCUGGUCUAGGUGUGGACUGCACCCCACCCUCCUUAGAGUGAAUAGGGCAGACAAGCCUCCCUCUUCCCAUAGAGUGGACUGGUUCACAUCGUUCCUCAUCCCCUGAAUUCCUCUGAGUGGAAGGUGGGUGGUGGACACAGGGUUCUCUCCCCCUCUACUGUAGCACCUCUCAGUCUCUCCAUCUCUGUUGGUUUGUGUUCCAACCCCAAAGGGAAGGGGGGACUUGGCUAGGGGGUUCCCGGGAAGUGAGCUUUGGCCUCACCCCCUUCUUUCCCCAAUGUCUCCAGGUCCCAAAUAAACCUUA